UGCCAGCAAAAGAACAAACAAAACUUUACGCUACUCAUCACACAUCAAGUUUGUAUUUAGGGCAAACCUUGGAGCGUUUCCGCCCAAGGACAGUGUAACGCACUCAAUAACCAGCUAAACAGAUUCGUUCAGCGUUUCCUGUAGAAUCUUCAAUGUCAGCUUCCAUCCAAUUGGACGAAGAGAUUGAAGGAGACCAAAUUGGCUCCAAAAAUUAUCGUUUUUCCAAAAUCGGAACACCGGUCCCUAUAAAAUCCGGCGAAGAUUCUUCGUUUGAUCUCGAAAAUGAAUGUCCUCUGCAACCUUUAGUUGUCUCUGAACGCUUUCGCCUUCUCUUCGCUGCUCACUCCAAUGGGUUUUGUGUUGCGAGAACAAAGGAGGUUAUGUCAUCUGCGGAGGAGAUUAAAGAGAAAGGUAGUGGUCCAUCUAUACAGGAAUUGAGCGUUGUGGAUGUUACUAUUGGAAAAGUCUCGCUACUUGCAUUGUCUGGUGAUGACUCCUUGCUUGCCGCUUGUGUUGGCAAUACAAUCCAUUUCUUCCCUGUUAGAGCCCUUCUUUACAAGGACCAAACACCAGCCUUUUCUCAUUCUCUCAACGAUUCAAGUAUCAUCAAGGAUAUGCAAUGGGCUAAAAAGGCAGAAAAGGUUUAUGUUGUUCUCUCAAGUGAUGGGAAGUUGUAUAGCGGGAUUGGUCAAAGUCCCAUUAAAGAAGUUAUGGACGAUGCUGAUGCUGUUGGGUGGAGUCCGGAUGGUGAGUUUAUUGCCAUAACAAGGAAGAAUUUGGUUAACAUUCUAUCAUCAAAGUUUGAAGAAAAGUUCAACAUAUCACUAUCAUUUAAGUCGCUGCUUGAUGAUUCUAAUGUCAAAUACAUCAUCAAAGUGGAUGCUGUCAGAUGGAUUCGUCCUGAUUGUAUUAUAAUUGGAUGUCUUCAAGUUAAUGAUGACGAUGAGGAGGAGGAAAAUUAUGUGGUGCAAGUCAUCACAAGUGAGAACGGAACAAUAACUAACCCUUCAGCUAAGCCAGUUGUAAGGUCCUUCAUGGAUGUAUUUCUUGACUUCCGUUAUGAUGCAGUUCCUUCAUUUAGUGGACCUCAUCUCUUCUCGAGCUAUUUGGAUCAACAUCAGCUGGCAUUUGUUGCUAAUAGGAGGAAUUUGGAUCAGCACAUUUUGCUGUUUGGAUGGUCAGUUGGUGAUGCUAAGAAUGAAGCUGCAAUUAUUGAAAUUUUGAAUGAUAAUUGGUCUCCAAAGAUUGAGGCUCAAGACAGUGGUGAUGAUAUCUUGAUAUUGGGACUUGCUGUCGACAAAGUUUCCCAAAAUGGGGAAAUUAAACUAUUGCUUGGUGAAGAAGAAAAAGAAGUUUCACCAUGUUGCCUUCUCCUUUGUCUUACCAAUGAUGGAAGGCUUUCCAUUUUCCAUUUUGCUAGUGCUACUGCUGCUUCAGUGUCACCCCAGUCUACUGAUUUUGAAGAGAAAAAUGAUACUUCUAUAGUGGCAUCAUCACAAGAUGUGCUAGUUGAAUCUUCUAGUGCUAGGAAGCAAAUCAACCAAGUAGAUUCAGGGCUGCAACCCCAUGAAAUAGACACAGGUCACAAAAUUCUUUCAGCGAGUGCUCAAUCAUCUGCAACCGAGAAAUUUAGCUCAGAAGAAGCGAUUAAAACCACAAAUCAGAACCAAGGUGCAAAUUUGGAGCAGUCCGCAUCCAAAACAUCUGUGCCUGUGGAUGCUGGACGUGUGAAUAAUUUUAGGACACAAGAAACUCAAAAAGUUGCUGAAGUUACACCUGGUGCAAUUUCUUUCUCAGGAAAUUCCUUAGGUAAUUUUUUCAUCCCUUCAAUUGGGCCAAGUACUGGAACUGGCAGUGUCAUGGAGUUACCUGUAAAGAUGACGUUAACAGGAUUUUCUACUACUUCAUCACACUCAAGCAAACUUCACAUUUCUUCAAAAAGUGAUGAAACACCCUCAUCUACACCAUUUAGUGGCGAUCCAAGAAGAACUUUUGAUUCUUCUGAUAGAAGUUCUACCGCAAAUGAGACAACUGGAACUUCAGUAUCAAUCGGUUCUUUCAAGCAAAGAGCCAUGGAGGGAGCAGGGAGUAUUGAAUCAUUACCUGCUUUUCCCCGCGCAAGGUUGCAAUCACAGAAAGGUUUUCCGUCGGAGCCUUCGAAGCCUCACUUCACCAGGGAGACUUAUGAGGCAAUUCCAUCAAAGCAAUUCCACGAUGUUGAAGAGAUGGCCAGGAAAUUGCAUAGUCUUCUAGAAGGUAUAGAAGGUGAAGGUGGGUUUAGAGAUGCUUCCAUCAGUGCUCACAGGAGUUCUGUUUUGGCAUUGGAGGAAGGUAUAGAGAGUGUUUCAGAGAAAUGCAGGAUAUGGAGAGCAGUAAUGGAUGAGCAACUAGUGGAAGUCCAGCUUCUCCUUGAUAAGACAGUACAAGUUUUAGCGAGGAAAAUAUACAUGGAAGGAAUAUUUAAGCAAGCUACUGAUGAACGGUAUUGGGAUCUCUGGAAUCGCCAGAAAUUAUCUUCUGAACUGGAGUUAAAGAGGCAUCAUGUAAACGAAGUUAAUAAGAGCUUAACCAGCCAGCUGAUUGAAUUGGAGAGACAUUUUAACACUCUCGAGUUGAAUAAGUUUGGUGACGCUGACGAGAUACAAACAAGUAAAAGAGGCUUCCAGAGCAGGCCUGGACAACCCAGGAAUUUCAAGUCGUUGCACAAUUUACGUAAUACAAUGACUACACAGCUAGCAGUAGCAGAGCAGCUUUCUGAAAGUCUCUCGAAACUGAUGAAUGAUUUGAGCAUAGAUUCUCCUGCAAAAGGUCAGAAUGUUAGGAAGGAAUUGUUUGAAACAAUAGGUCUAUCCUAUGAUGGUGCCUCUUACAAGUCUCCAGUUAGGGAAAAGGCUGUAAAUACACCUUUCAACAAGGAAUUAUCGGUCUCUCUUGCUGCUAAAGAACGAUCUAGGAGAAAGCAGACAAGUCCUGUGAAGAGCUCUGAACCAGAGACAGCAAGGAGACGCCGUGAUUCACUUGAUCGGAAUUGGGCUAGCUUUGAACCUCCCAAAACAACUGUGAAAAGGAUUGUCCUUCAAGAAGAUCGCCAGAAGGGAACUGCAAGUAGGCCAUCUUUGUCACUGGAUAAGAAACAUCACCAGUCUAAGACGCGAGAGAGAUCAGUGACUGCUCAAUCGAAUAUCAUUAAUGUCUCUUCCACCUUUUCACAGCAAGUUAGAAGCAAAGGUCUUCAUGAUAUACCAGCAAAACAGUCCACUGAAAAUCCUUUUUUCCAAUGGGCAGAUGGACCUCCAAGUCAUGCAGCUGAAAUGCCACCAAUGAGUUCUCCAGUAUCUUUACUGCAGCAUGAAUUACAGUUGACUGAAAGUCAAUAUAGUUUAGAUACUCCCAAUCUUGCUACGACAAGAUCAGGUCUUCAUGAUAUACCAGCAAAACAGUCCACUGAAAAUCCUUUUUUCCAAUGGGCAGAUGGACCUCCAAGUCAUGCAGCUGAAAUGCCACCAAUGAGUUCUCCAGUAUCUUUACUGCAGCAUGAAUUACAGUUGACUGAAAGUCAAUAUAGUUUAGAUACUCCCAAUCUUGCUACGACAAGAUCAGGUAGAAGCAUAAUACCACUUAAAGAUAUUGUGCAAACAGGUGGACCGAAAGCCAUUCAGCAAUCAGGGAACAGAAUGCAGCUGCCAAACUCGUCAAGUCUUCCUGCACAGGCAUUGACCCCAAUCAAGUUUACAAUUGAGACUUCAAAUGUUGAUGGUAAACCUGGAAUCACCCAACCUGCCAGAGAUUGGAAGAAUGCAUCAGUGACAAGUGGAAGCACACAGUUUGAAUCUAACAGUAGUCCUAUCUAUUCCUUACCAACUGCUUCUGCUGCUAAUUCUGCCUUCACUCUGUCUGCGAAGGUCAUACACUCAGAAGUGGUAAAUAAAAGUCAGGGUAAUGAGAUUUCAUUUUCUUCCCAAGCAUCAACACAGAGUUCCUCGUUGCAAUCAAAAAUCAUGCCGUCAGCAUCUUCAUCUUCUUCACAAGGGCCAAUGUUGUCAACAAUAUCAUCUACGUGGACAUCGUUUGAAUCCAUUUCUAAAGCCAGUAUGGGUUCUAAUCUAAAGGAUUCUCAAUCUCAAUCAUCAAUUGCUUCUCUGACGCAGUCUUCAUCUCUUCCAAGCACCCUAAAGUUGGAUUCCCUACCCAUCACGCAUUCCUCAGAUAGGACAAGGUCUGAGUCCCCGACAAUCCUGUCUCAGCCUUCGGUUUCCAUACUUGAUAAAAAGGCUGAUACAAAUUCUGACAGACCUGCUUCACUUGCGAAUCUAAGUACGAAGAUAGAUACACUGCAAGAUUCAGCUUCACAGCCUGUGGUAUCUAUCAGUUUGUCUAAUUUACAAGCUGAACCUUUAGUCCAAUCAAAUUCCACAAAUAAACAGUCAGUCAGUUUGCCAUCUGCAAAUCAGGUCAAUCCUCGUGAGGCAUCAAGUCAAGUCUCAAAUGUGGGUUUGAAUACUAUACCUGGACAGCCAUUUUCUGCUUCUGCCAUUCCACCAUCAGGGGCUGAUAGUGCAAUUAAUGUGAAGAGUGGUUAUUCAGAUGUUGUCACCCAUGAGGAUGAGAUGGAAGAGGAAGUUCCUGAGAAUAGUCAGAUGUCUGUGAAUGCUCUGGGUAACAUGGCUGGGUUUGGUAUUGGAACUGCUGCUACUCCAGUUUCUACAAAACCUAAUCCAUUUGGUGCAGUGUCACCGAAUAAAACUUCAUCUCCAGCAAACUCCUUAUUUACAAGUACAGCUUCCGGCGGUCAGUUGUUUCGACCAGCAUCAUUUAGUUUUCAACCUAUACAGCCACCCCAACCACCAUCACCUGCAAAUUUUGGUGCCUUUCCUGGUAGCUUCAGCCUCACUUCCACGAGUCAGGCUCCAGCUGUGAGUGGGUUUGGCCAGCCGGCUCAGGUUGGACAAGGGCAGCAUGCUUUAGGCUCAGUUCUUGGUACUUUUGGACAAUCAAGGCAGCUUGGUGCUGGGAUACCUGGAACUGGUGUGGGAUCUGCAAACUCUUUUGGGAGAGGUUUUAUGAGCAAUAGCUCUGCUGGUGGUUUCGGAGGUGGAUUUUCUGGAGUUUCUUCUAUUGGUGGAGGGUUUUCCAGUCUGGGUUCUGGUGGUGUUGGAUUUGGUGCUUCUGCUGCAACCAGUGGUGGAUUUGCUGCCGCUGCCACAUCUGCUGGUGGAUUUGCAGCCGCUGCCACAUCUGCUGGUGGAUUUGGAGCUGCUGCCACAUCUUCUGGUGGAUUUGGAGCUUCUGCCACAGCCGGUGGUGGAUUUGCUGCUCCAACUGCUGUUGGGUCAGGCUUUUCAGGUGGUGGUUUUGGAGCUUUUAGCAGCCAACAAAGUGGUGGCAGUGGCUUCCCUGCAUUUGGUGGGAGUUCAGCUACUGCAAGACCACCUUCUGAACUCUUCACGCAAAUGAGAAAGUAGUUCCAUGCACAGAAAUUUUGAAAAGAAAGAAUUAGGAAAGAAACAUAGGGGUAAAUGGAUGAUGUGAUAAAUGUUUUACUUGUAGAUUGUCGUAUUCUGGUUCAGUUCACUCUUGUGUUAUGGAGUUAGUUAAACUCGUGUUACUAUUAAUUGUGGAUGAUGAGGCCUAGCAAUGGGACUGGCUCAAUAGUGUUUCCUCUUUGCAUCUUUGUUGUGUAUUCCAUGUUACUUUUGCACUAGGCGAGUUGGAGCAACUGAACUUAUCCUACUGCUUUAUCCAUGUCUACACUUCUCUCUA
Solanum dulcamara is the source of this 5760-nucleotide messenger RNA. Its product is annotated as nuclear pore complex protein NUP214. The transcript has 19 exons. Gene Ontology annotation, biological process: RNA export from nucleus. Gene Ontology annotation, molecular function: structural constituent of nuclear pore. The coding region runs from base 153 to 5462 and encodes 1769 amino acids. NCBI's taxonomy places the organism in Eukaryota, Viridiplantae, Streptophyta, Magnoliopsida, Solanales, Solanaceae. The record is from RefSeq and is a predicted model, not a curated record.